UCAUAUUUUUGUAGGAAGUGCAAUUGGUGGUAUUGUGUGAAAUGAUUGAAUAGUGCGAAUUAUCCGCAAUGCCGAAACAACCCAAGAAAUCCAACCUUGGAAGAGCGCUUGUCAAGGAUAAGUUCAGCAAAAAGCGACAUGAUCGGGGAGAAUCUAUGCUUCAUGCCGCCGAACUCAAAGAUGGAGCGGACUGGAAUCGUCUCAAUUUGCGCUCUGUUACCGAGUCCAACAACUUGGACGAGUUUCUCGCGACGGCGGAACUGGCCGGAACUGAUUUCAAAGCUGCUCGACUCAACAUGACUUUCAUUCCCCCUUCUUCCAAGAUCGGCGUGCUUUCAUCGGAAGAAAAGGCUCAGCUUGCACAAAAGCACGAAGAAAUGGCGUCGUGUCUUCGAAUUCCGAGACGGCCUGCUUGGGAUGCCUCUACAACGCCAGAAGAACUCGACAUGUUGGAGAGAGAAUCUUUCCUCGAAUGGCGUCGUCGUCUGGCAGAAAUCGAAUCUGGUCCCGAUGGCGUUAUUUUGACUCCAUUUGAGAAAAAUCUGGAGUUUUGGCGUCAACUUUGGCGCGUCGUGGAAAGAAGUCAUGUGGUGGUGCAGAUUGUUGAUGCGAGGAACCCGUUGCUGUUUCGCUGCAAAGACUUGGAACGCUACGUUAAAGAAGUGGAUUCCAAGAAACAAAACGUUAUCCUCGUGAACAAGGCCGAUUUUCUAACCAGAAAGCAGCGAGACGCUUGGGCUAACUAUUUUGCGGAACAAGGCUUGAAAGCCAUUUUCUUUUCCGCCACGAAGGACGUGGAGGAAGACCAGGAUGACGCGGUUGUGCAUCAACCUGGGUCUUUGGGUCUUGAUGCCUACAUGAACGAACUGGGUGAAAAUGAAAGCAGAUUACCCGUGGUGGCUGAUGAAAAAGAAGAGGAAGACCACAAGAGUGUUUCCAGCGAUGACGAGGAAGCUCCUGGUUUGGUUGAAGCACCUGUCCGUGACACCAACAGUUCGGGUCACCCGGAAGUCGAUGCGAUGCGGAUCUACAGUGACCCAACAGCCAUCACAAAAACCAUCCUUUCCCGUGCCAAGCAAACCCGAGAAGAGAGCGGGCUCGAUUCAUCUGACCUAACCCAAGACCUCGUUGCUCCAAACGCCGAACUCCCUGUUGUGAUAGACGAAGUAGGCGAUGAGGAAGACGGGGAUUGGGAAGAUAUGGGAUCAGAAGAAGAAGAAGAUGAUGAUGAUGCUAUGGACGAAUGUGUGGACGACGAAGGCGUCGUGGCUCUGAACGAAGACGAGAUUGCGGAGAUCAUUUCUCUGGGUAGUGGUGGAGAACCGCCGAGUGACUCGGAUGAUGAUGACGAUGUGGAAAACGUGCGACAAGAAAAGAGGGAUGAAGUGAAGCGGAGAGUGAAGCUGAUGUACGAGCGAAAAGUGAAGGCAGCCGCACAGAAAGAUGAAGAAAAUAUCAAAGUUGUCAACUAUGGACGGUGUUUAGAUCGCGAGGAAUUGGUCAAGUUUUUUGAGAACUGUCAGAAGCUUGUUUCUGAGAAUCAACCCGGAAAAAAAUCUGCUGUCACCAUAGGUCUCGUCGGUUAUCCGAACGUGGGAAAAAGCUCAACCAUCAACAGCCUUCUCAUGUCGAAGAAAGUAUCGGUUUCCACGACACCAGGCAAAACGAAGCAUUUCCAGACCAUCUUCCUCAAUCCCAACGUGAUUCUCUGCGAUUGUCCGGGCCUCGUCAUGCCUUCCUUUUUGAGCACCAAGGCAGAAAUGAUUGUCUCCGGCAUUCUGCCGAUUGAUCAGUUGAGAGACCACGUGCCUGCCAUCAACAUGGUCUUGUCUGUGGUGCCCAGGAAUAUUUUGGAAAAGACCUACGGAGUGGUGCUACCGAAACCGGAGGAAACGGAAGAUCCGAAUCGACCCCCAACUUCCGAGGAGUUUCUCAAUGCCUAUGGAUUUUUAGCACCUAUGUACUGUGUUGUGCCCUACGGACUGUUACGAGCUCGGCGUGCUAUGCAAGAUUUUCUAAAGCAGUUACCGUUCGAAAACAUAACGGUAGGUGGGGGACUAACGCUGUUCCUGUUGAUUGAAGCGGACACGAAACGGCUUUUCGGAAGUAAGGGAGAGGAGAAACAGACGAGAACCGAUGCUCAUCUUCCUGCUACUUACAAGAAGAUGGUCAAGGGUUCGCAAGGCGGUCCUAGUGUACGGGACGUGGACGCCGCCUUUUUCGGUCCCCCGGGUUCCGCAGCCCAUAAAAAGGGAACGUCAUUGGUUAAAAUAUCGUCGGGUUCAUCAAAGGAAAUAAUCGACCUCCCAGAAGGCAAACCGUGGAAGAAACACGGAAAUCACAAGAAGCGGGAAAAGCUGCGAAGAGUUUACGUCAAUCGUGGAUACAUGACACAACACGGGAUGCCUGACAAUGCUCGAGCCGCACGAUACGUUCUAAAAGAUUUCGUCAAUGGCAAGCUUUUGUAUUGCCAUCCACCCCCUGAUUGCGACAAGGACAACUUUGAAGCGGACACGAAACGGCUUUUCGGAAGUAAGGGAGAGGAGAAACAGACGAGAACCGAUGCUCAUCUUCCUGCUACUUACAAGAAGAUGGUCAAGGGUUCGCAAGGCGGUCCUAGUGUGCGGGACGUGGACGCCGCCUUUUUCGGUCCCCCGGGUUCCGCAGCCCAUAAAAAGGGAACGUCAUUGGUUAAAAUAUCGUCGGGUUCAUCGAAAGAAAUAAUCGACCUCCCAGAAGGCAAACCGUGGAAGAAACACGGAAAUCACAAGAAGCGGGAAAAGCUGCGAAGAGUUUACGGUCAUUUGGAUGCCUAAUUCUUGUGCCUUUUGUAGCUCUGAUCUUGCCUUGAAGGGCAAAAUGAACGAUCGUGUGAUGGGGA
Molecule: messenger RNA, 2881 nt
Organism: Notodromas monacha
Lineage: Eukaryota; Metazoa; Arthropoda; Ostracoda; Podocopida; Cyprididae
Source: the annotation of a GenBank genome assembly